This is a messenger RNA of Elaeis guineensis (African oil palm), 956 nucleotides long. RefSeq names its product chaperone protein dnaJ 8, chloroplastic. The record is from RefSeq and is a predicted model, not a curated record. NCBI's taxonomy places the organism in Eukaryota, Viridiplantae, Streptophyta, Magnoliopsida, Arecales, Arecaceae.
AGACCGGGGACUCGGAGAGGGGCAUCAUCUUUCUGGCGAAGUGCGUUUCGGUGGCAACUCCACUCGCGGUGUACUUCGACUUGCUUUAGAUUUCUCUCUCUAUAGAUCUGUCUUUGGGUGUUAUGGCGAUCUCGAUGGGGACGACGGGAUCGUUCGGGGCUUCGUCGUCGGCGAGUUGGGUGGGGAGGAGGACUUGGGGGGCGUUGAAGGGGAGGAGGAAGGGGGUUCGGUGCUCCGCCGCCGCUGCCGCCGGGAGCUUGAGGGAGCAGUACCGGACGCUGCGGAUCGAGCCAGGUGCCUCCGAGGAGGAGGUCAAGAAGGCUUACCGGCACCUCGCUCUUCGGUACCAUCCAGACGUAUGCAAAGGAAGCAAUUGCGGCGUUCAGUUUCAUCGGAUCAACGAAGCCUAUGAUAUUGUGAUGAGCUCCUUGAGGCAAGCCGAGGAGGAAAGGGAGCAAUGGGAGACACAGGAAUGGAGCGACGAUGGCUGCGCCUACGAACCGAUGAGGGGGAUGUGUGACCCAAGCUGGGAUUUGUGGGAGGAAUGGAUGGGGUGGGAGGGGGCUGGCAUCAGGGACUACUCUUCCCAUAUCAACCCUUACAUCUGAGCAAUUACAUCAAGCUAUUCUUUUGAAUGCUUUUUUUACGAGGACAAUGUACAUGGUUCUCCUCUAAAAUUCUCAGCGGUUGUGGGUGUAUCUGUACAUAAUUUAGACUCUUCUUACCUUUUCCUAAUUUUGGGGUGGGAAGGGUAUAUAUUGUUUCAACCUUCUCUCUUUAGAUGCAGUCAUGCAGUUAUGCUGCAUGCAUGUUGAAAAAUGCAAUGGUGAUUUGUCAUUGCUUUUCAUCAGCUUUCUUUCUUAGUCUCGUGUUCUUGGUCCGGUCGGUGCCACAUAAAUAGUGUUUUGCUUAUCCAAUAAAUCCAAAGGAAAAUGUCCUAAUCCUUUGCCUUAAAA